Dunckerocampus dactyliophorus (ringed pipefish) is the source of this 4540-nucleotide messenger RNA. It is a transcript of the gene shisa7b, whose product is annotated as shisa family member 7. NCBI's taxonomy places the organism in Eukaryota, Metazoa, Chordata, Actinopteri, Syngnathiformes, Syngnathidae. Gene Ontology annotation, biological process: regulation of short-term neuronal synaptic plasticity; regulation of AMPA receptor activity. Gene Ontology annotation, cellular component: dendritic spine membrane; postsynaptic membrane; AMPA glutamate receptor complex. The record is from RefSeq and is a predicted model, not a curated record. Bases 1503 to 3458 code for a protein of 651 amino acids. The transcript is spliced from 9 exons.
UGACAGAGCACGUUUUAUUGGCUUGUUUUACUGCUAUGACUUAUCGAACUAUUCAAAGCGCUGAAUGUUUAAAUUACACUUACACGUUUAAUGAUGUGUUUUAUUGUCAACAUUAGCUGAAACUAUACAGAGCUGUUUUGGGGUAUUAAUAUUUACAGCAAGCCGCACCGGGAACAACGUCUCAGCCAAUCGGCCGGCAGCACGAGGAUUGCUCGCUCGCUGAUUGGCCGACUGGCCUGGAUUGAAGAAGGCUCCUUGUCGCUCCUCUGAAGCGGACAUAAAGGCAGCGACGCCCGGCAGGAGCGUCACACGGAGCCCGCUCACGUCCACCCACACGUCCGGAGCUCUAGAACCGGGCUCGGCGCUCCAUUUUUAUAAAUUUUUUUUCUUCAUUUAUUUUUUGUGAUUUUUCUGCUUUUUUUACCGGACUGCAGGCGCUUGCGUGGCGCCACUGCGGCUGUGAAGUGUCACGUGACCUUUAUGAACUACGAGCGGCGGGACGACAGCGUGACACCUGCUGAACAGUGAAGACCUGAGGCAUCUUCAGGAACGCUAGAGCAGCAGGAAGACCGCCCCGCCUCCCCCACUCCUCGUAAACCAAAAGCACAGGAGCCAAAGUGUCACAAGAAGAAGAAGCAAAAAAAGAACAGAAGAAGUCCAUCAUGAAGAUGUUCAGCAUCACGCUUGGAAGCUUCUUGAUUGACAAGCUGAUCUGACGUGACUGAUUAGCACGUGCUAAUCCCGACGCUGCUACAUGGACACCCUAGCGACACGCCUCCUCCUUCCAGCGUUUCUUCCACCGGACGUGACACCGCCGCCAAACAUCCGCUCAGCCCUUUAUCCAACGCCAGUGACCUCGCGAUGUUUUCGUCCUCUCGCUCCAGCAUGCAACACGCCGUGUCCAUGAAGCCAUAGCGAGCGCAGCCGUAACGCCUCCCCGAACCCUGAGGAGCAUCCAUGCUUCACGCCCGCUCCACCUGGACCCGACCCGUCUGAGCUGACGGAUGAGUCCGGACACUUUCAUGUCUGCUGUGUGGGCGGAACCACGCUGCCCCGCUAGAACCGGGCCCAAGCCCUCCUUUGUCCUCUUCUGCUGGCUGGGGUUAAAUUCUGAGCAGAGACACUCGCACGAGGGCGUCCUACGCGCAUAGGCCCCGCCCCCUCACCCCCUCCCCACCACUCACUCGGUUGCCUUGAAGUGCACGUUGAGUUUCGCUGCCAAAACUUCAUCCGGGAAUUUGUGGCCAAAUGGUGAAUGUGAGCCCCCCAAGGAAGUCUCAUGGUUGAGCUCGUUUACAGACGCCAAAACCCACCAUGUGACUUCAACAGGAAGUGCCAAACAACGUUUACAUGCAAGCUUCAAUGUUUACACCCGCUCCAUCUCUUCUCUCCUCGGAUUAACGGUUUACACGUUGUUUUCUUCCACGGCGACGCUUGAAGGCAACACCUGCGUUUACACACGUUACAUUCAGGUGCGGACCACAGAACCUCCUCAUCCAAUCAUGACAGCUGCAGUCCCUGGAGGGAUGCUUGGCUUGUCCCUGCUGCUUUUCUCCUGCCUUGCUGUUGCCACGGUAACCGCCGAUAACGAUGUCAGGAAGCCGCCGAGCAGCACCGGCAAACACGCCACCCUCUUCCUGCUCACGGGCUACGAGCCGCCGCCGUUCCCCAAAGGUGCACCCAAGAGAGCGGAGGUGGAGGACGGCGAUGACGCGCCGCCCAUGGCUGAGCCGCCCCCCAAGCCCCUCCCGCAGACCAUGCUGCCGAGGAAUGUGACGGCCGAGGCCCUGAAGCCGCCUCUGGGCGCGGCCCAGGUGGCCCCGCCUCCCAGGCAGCUGGUGGAUGUGGACGUGUGCAGGGGUUACUUUGACGUGAUGGGUCACUUCGACAGCACCUUCAACUGUUCCAAGGGCAGCUACAUCUACUGCUGUGGGACCUGCCACUACAGAUUCUGCUGCGAGCACCAGCGCAACAGACUGGACCAGGACUCAUGCACAAACUACAAGUCGCCCCACUGGGCCGAACCCCUGGUUCCUGUCACCGUCCCCGCAGGCAACAAGCCCGACCCGGACUUUGAGACUCUUCAGCAGCAGAACAGCAGCACGGCCUACGUCAUAGGCGGGGUCAUCUCCUUCACGCUGGUGGUGGCCGUCGGGGUCCGGAUCGCCUUCAGUAAGGUGGCACGACGCCCGCGCAACAGAGACAUCAACAUGCCCAGGUCGCUCGUGGACAUCUUGCGCCACCAGUCGAGUCCCGUGCAGCACGGCGAGAGGAACAACAGUGCCAUGCUGACCACCUCUGACGGACGCACUUCCAAGAACAUCUACACACCCAUCCUGCAGAGCAAGGACAACCGCACUGGGAACUUGCUCCACCAUUUUAACCGGCAGGGCUCCGCUUCCAGUCCCAAACACUCUGCUGCCAUCGAGCGCGGGGCCCGCAUGAACAACACCCCCCAGCUCUCCUCUGGCCCGAAGCUGAUAGCAAGCAGCAGCAAAGGCGGCGGUGGCAGCGGCGGAGGCAUGGGCAUCAUGGGGGCCGGCAUGAGGCACAACAGCAGCCACGCUUCCUUCUCGCACUCCUUCCACAACCUGGCCCAGCUGCCGCCGUCCUACGAGGCCGCCAUGAAACCCGAAAUCAGCCGCUACAGCUCCCUCAAGAAGCUGGAGAAAGAGCUGGAUGAAUAUUCCGGCUAUUAUUCCGCCAAGCGUCGCUCCACCAACGUGGCGCCCUCCUUCCACUCCUCGCAGCACCACAUUCCCUGGGGGGGCGACUACACGCUGGACUCCAGGGGCACACUGCCACUCAAUGGCUCGCGGCCCCGCCUCCAAAUGCCCCCCUCCACGCCCAACCCGUACCCGCUGCCCGUGCAGACACACUACACGAGCUCCAGCUUCGACCGGCCGCCGCGCCGCGUCCGCUCCCAGGACCAACUGCUGGCACUGGGGGAGGGCAACACGCUGUCCCGCCUGUCCAAGAACCAGCAGCACCAGUACUACAAGGCCGUGAUGGGCGGGAGCAGGAGCUCCACCUCCCAGACACUCCGCAGAUCCCACGAGCGGCUGCUGGUGUCUCCCGAUCACCUGGAGGAGCGGCUGAUGGCGAUGGGCCUGGUGGGGGGAGCGGAGCGAAGCGGCAUGGUGCCCACGAUGGGUCGCCUGAGCCACCACCAGAAGGCCCAGUCGCAGCAGAACAUCUGUGUCACCCCCUCCAUGGACCGCCACCACAUGAUCAAGAUGAACUCCCACCCAACGUCCGGCCACGAGCACGAGCGCGGCGUGGGCGUGCACGGUGGCUGGGACGGUGGGGUGGGCUCCAUGGGGGGCCACCCCAGCGCGCGCCGCAUGGCCUUCGCCAGCAAGCGCCAGAACACCAUCGAGCAGCUCCACUUCAUCCCUGGCGGGGGAGGGGGAGGCCACGCCCUCCGGACUGGGAGUAAGAAUGAAGUGACUGUGUGAGACGACAACAGAAGCCCCCCCCCUUUUUUUUUUAAGGAAACCCACUUUCAUUUUUGUCCGCCAUGUUGUGAAAACCCCAAAGUUCCUUUUAGGAUGUUUGGUGCGGUGCAGGGUCCGAUGACACCAGCGCCAGAGGCACAACUACGUCUCGUCGUCUCCUUAGCGACACAGCUGAGUCUUCUCGUUGCGUAGUGAGGAAGCAUCGCUAGCUAGCCUGUUAGCUGACGUCCAUGACGAAGCAUUUAAAGGCCCACAUCCUGCAAAAAACUGCUGGAGAACUUUCUAGUUUGGAACGUUACCCUCGACCUCAUCCAAACCUCAGCAAAGCCACCAAUGGGACUGUGCUCAGCGCCCCCCCGUGGACGCCUGCGACAUCACAUGCGAGUGUGUGCGUGUGUGUUGGGGGUGGGGGACACACUAAGGGCUAUAACCAAGUAAUGAUGUUUGUGUGUCUGUGCAGCGUCUGCGUCUCGUUUGUGGAGGCAUGCUCGUUCUUGACUUCCCGUCAGAGGAGAGGGGACUCGACUUGCUUUAAAUCUUUAACCUUAUUUUGUGUGACUUCAAAUACACACAACAUACGUGUGUGCGUGCGUGUGUUUAUUACGAGGCCACCGUUUCAAUAAAGUCACAUCACACAUUUGUCACUAUUACAACUCCUAAUUCAUGUUUUCAUUUCUAAAAAGGACAGGAGCCGAUGCAAUCUAACGUAGUGAUGAUGUCACAGCCGGUGAUGAUGAUGUCACAGCGUGCGUGUGCGUGUCCUCCAUUGUCAUAUCAACUUUGAAUGAACAUACAUUCGCUGACAGCUCCGUCGCUCGCCUUUUGAAGAAGAACCGUGGAGGAGAAGAGGCACGCCAGGGAAAAUAUAAAAAAAUGAAAUGUUUCAUGGUGUCCGUCAUGCAUGCGUGCGUGCGUGCGUGACAUUUAUUUUAAUUUGUAAGAUACUCUGCAUACCUCAGAACUGUAAGAUACUUUUAAUUACUCCCUCCUGUGUUUUGUCUUUCCAGGGUGAAGGCCUCACUAACUUGUUUGUACAAACCAUGUUUGACGAUGAUAACUACAAAUAAAUCCUUUCAAAGCGU